AUGCGGUGCUUACGACCCGCCACUCGACUCCUGCAAAGCUCAGUGUCGCGACCACUCGUGCGCACCUCCGGAGCCCUCUCACAACGCGAAUUCUCGCAUACAACGCCACGCAGGUUACUUGGCCCACCGUUGAAUAUCCCAAAAUGGAUCUCCGAGAACUCCCACAUGCUCAAGCCGCCCAUAAACAACUACUGCGUCUACAACUCCUCCGUAACCGUCAUGAUAGUCGGCGGUCCCAACGAACGCACAGACUACCAUAUCAAUGAAACGGCUGAGUGGUUCUACCAACACAAAGGCUCCAUGCUGCUCAAAGUCGUCGACACAUCCCAACCGCCCGACUCCCAGUUCCAAGACAUCCAUAUCCACGAGGGUGACAUGUUCCUUCUGCCGCCCAAUACGCCGCACAAUCCAGUGCGCUUCAAGGAUACGGUGGGCAUUGUGCUAGAGCAGAAGAGGCCCGAGGGCAGUCUGGAUCGGUUACGGUGGUAUUGCCAAAACUGUGGGGAGAAGGUGCAUGAGAAGAGUUUCCAUUGCACAGAUUUAGGGACGCAGAUCAAGGACGCGGUGAACACAUUCAAGGCCGAUACAGGAGCGAGGAAGUGUAAGAGUUGUGGGACGAUUUGCGAUACUGCGCCGCAACCAAAGGCGUGAAAGUGACAGAUGAGGUGUAGAGUUUGUACGAAAAUAGGUGUAUUAUACGAAGUCGCAGGAGAAGAAAAACGGUCUACAGCCCUUUCCACAUCAUCUUGGCGAUGUGGUCAGUCUUCUUUCUGCUGGGUUUAACGAGACCCAGGUACUUGAGCUCGGCGAGCGCGCGUUGGAAUAAAGCCCUAUAGACAUUAGUAAACAAAGACGACGUAAACUUUAUAGCAUGACC
This is a messenger RNA of Dothidotthia symphoricarpi CBS 119687, 877 nucleotides long. RefSeq names its product 3-hydroxyanthranilate 3,4-dioxygenase. The record is from RefSeq and is a predicted model, not a curated record. Gene Ontology annotation, molecular function: iron ion binding; 3-hydroxyanthranilate 3,4-dioxygenase activity. The transcript has 2 exons. Gene Ontology annotation, cellular component: cytoplasm. Bases 1 to 651 code for a protein of 216 amino acids. NCBI's taxonomy places the organism in Eukaryota, Fungi, Ascomycota, Dothideomycetes, Pleosporales, Dothidotthiaceae. Gene Ontology annotation, biological process: quinolinate metabolic process; 'de novo' NAD+ biosynthetic process from L-tryptophan.